Messenger RNA from Melitaea cinxia (Glanville fritillary), 1404 nucleotides. RefSeq names its product tetratricopeptide repeat protein 8 (gene BBS8). Gene Ontology annotation, molecular function: protein binding. Gene Ontology annotation, biological process: non-motile cilium assembly. Gene Ontology annotation, cellular component: non-motile cilium; BBSome; ciliary basal body. NCBI's taxonomy places the organism in Eukaryota, Metazoa, Arthropoda, Insecta, Lepidoptera, Nymphalidae. Bases 1 to 1266 code for a protein of 421 amino acids. The transcript is spliced from 5 exons. The record is from RefSeq and is a predicted model, not a curated record.
AUGGAGAUGGGAAUCGAUUACAAAAUUUUAAAUCUGUAUACAACAAGGCAAUACGAUAAAUGUUUGAUAUUAUGCAAUACGGUUUUGAAAGACAAAAAUCAUCGCAUGAUAGAGUUCAUUCGUAUGCGUGCUAUGACUAUUCAAGCAAAAAUAGCAGGUAAUGGAUACGAAGAAGUCAACUAUUUUCCACAAGUUGACGACUGGACAACAACAGCGGUUUCGAAAACACCUAGACCUGGAACAUCAUUUCAGAGAGCAGUGAAAACAGCACACAGUGCCUCUACAAGUAAAGAAGCACCUAUGACAGCUACAGUGACUGCCCGCGCCGGCACAGCUCGCGUCCGCACUGCUCGUACACUCCACACUGCAUCACGCGCCUCCCGGGCCGCUACAGCCCUUGCAAGCGGAAAUUCUUUCAUUUCAGACGCCCCAGUAACCUUAAGAUUUAUAGAAAAAGACGACAAACUGUUUGUUCCAGCAUCUAAAACUCUUUUUGAAUAUAUUUAUUAUUGUGAAUGUAACGUUCGUAAGGCCAUGGAUGUAGCAUUCCAAGCAGUCAAGGCGAGUGAUUCAAACGACUGGUGGUGGAAUUUUUCUCUCGCUCGUUGCUACGAAACCCUAGGGAUGUACAGAAAUGUAGAGGAAUGCCUACGGCAAGCGCUUAGAGUAAACAAGCACAUAACAAUAUAUUUACGGCUGGUGGCUAUGUAUGUUGGUCUCAAUCAGCCUCUUUCCGCACUGGAAGUUUGUAAACAAGGUCUUUUAGUAUUUCACAUGAAUGUGUCCUUAUUACUAGAACAAGCACGAAUACAUGCACAUAUGGGCAACUUCGCUGUGGCUGUUAACUAUUAUCGUAUAAUAGCGACUGAAGACCCUUCUAAUAUGGAGGCGAUCGCAAAUAUUGCUAUGUAUAAUUUUUACAACGAUCAACCAGAGAUUGCAUUAAGAUAUUACAGGAGGCUGCUGGCAACGAGUCCUCCCGGUCCAGAGAUUUAUAACAAUCUCGGUCUAUGUUGUCUCUACUGUAAUCAAUGGGACCUAACACUGCCAUGUUUUCGACAGGCGAUCUUUUAUGCCACUAAUCCAGAAACUUGUUCAAACAUUUGGUUCAAUUUAGCUCACGUCGCAUUGUCGACCGGAGACAUGGUGCUCGCCCGCCGCUGCCUGCUCGUAAGCGUGGCUAGCUCCGAGCACGGACCCGCGCGCCGAGCUCUAAGAACGCUGGAAUUGCGCGCACGCAAUAAUCACGCUCGAAGAGAUAUUUAAAUAUUAGCGCGUCUCGUGUUGUCAUUGUCAUUUUCAUCUAAAUUCUUUACGUGCAUUCAAAUAACUUUCAUAGUAAAAGAAUCUAAUACAAUUGUGUAUCUAUGUUAAGAUAAUAAAAAAACCAAAUGUCAAAUAUUA